Messenger RNA from Cherax quadricarinatus, 2888 nucleotides. RefSeq names its product carbonic anhydrase 1 (gene CAH1). Gene Ontology annotation, molecular function: carbonate dehydratase activity; zinc ion binding. NCBI's taxonomy places the organism in Eukaryota, Metazoa, Arthropoda, Malacostraca, Decapoda, Parastacidae. The record is from RefSeq and is a predicted model, not a curated record.
UGUUGCGCGCAUUAAAGGGCCUGGAGGCGGCCCAGCUGGGGUCAGUUUCUCCUUAAACGUGCAAGUGAAGGUACGCUCUUUCCUCCGCUCCUCUACUCUUCUACCAAUUUGAAAUGGUCGGCUGGGGAUACGCAAAGGCAAACGGACCCGCCACUUGGCCAAACCUGUUUCCCAUCGCAGGUGGAAGGCGGCAGUCCCCUAUUGAUAUCAAGUGCGAGGCUUGCCAGAAAGAUUCCAGUCUUUCCAAGAUCCAGGCUGUGUACAGCGGCAUCAAGGUCUCAGAGUUGUCUAACACGGGACACGCCUGGAAGGCACAAGUCUCCGGAGGCAGUUCAAGCCUGAAGGGCGGUCCACUGGGCACUGACGAGUACGUGCUAGAACAGUUCCACUGCCACUGGGGCAAGACCAACGACAAAGGUUCAGAACACACUGUCAAUGGCAAGUGCUACGCUGCUGAGCUACACUUGGUACACUGGAAUAAGAGCAAAUUCUCAAGCUUUGCUGAAGCAGCAUCCUCUGACGGCGGUCUUGCUGUCCUGGGAAUGUUUUUAGAGGUUGGCAGUGAACACGAGGAACUGAACAAGGUGUGCAAGCUACUACCCUUCGUGCAACACAAGGGUCAGGCUAUUACUGUCACUGAACCAAUCAGUCCAGCUGCGUUCAUCCCCAAAAAUGGCUCCUACUGGACAUAUGCUGGCUCCCUCACCACUCCACCAUGCUAUGAGUCUGUCACCUGGAUCGUAUACGAACAUCCCAUCCAGGUGUCUCAGACACAGAUGGACGCUUUCAGGUCAAUGAAGUCUUAUCAUCCUUGCGAGACUUGUCCUGAGGAUGAGCUAGCAGGAGCACUGGUUGAAAACUAUCGACCCCCGUGUCCUCUCUGUGACCGAGUUGUCAGAGUUUACAAGGAUUCAGUACAAGAGGAAUAAUCAGUCUACAGAAAUCGCUAUACUGGACUGCAUAUACAAAAAUAGUGUCUGAACAUGAUAAAAAUUGGCACGUAUAUUUACAUUCUGAUUAUGCAGAAACUGAAGUGACGAUUGUAUUUCAGGGCAUUGUAUUAUUGUGAAUGGCACAAGAAACAUUUAAAAAGAAUGAAGGUGUGUAUCUCAUAAAUGAAAACUGACUUGAAGCUUUCGGAGGCUAAAAUUAUACAGUACCAUAUGCAGAAAUCAAUUUUAAAAGCAAGAUAAAUAAUUGUUGAAAGGGACUUUAUUAAGCAGCAGCGAUAGUUAUAAAUAAAACCAAUACAGGACCAAAUAGCAAGAGGAGCAGGACAUUGUCGAGAACCAACGAGAGGAACACAGUACUAAGAACCCAGCAACAGCACCUCGAUACCAAGAACCAACAAGAGGAUCACAGUACCAAGAACCAACAAGAGGAGCACAGUGCCAAGAACCAAAAGGAGGAACACAGUACCAAGAACCAUCAAGAACAGCACAGUGCCAAGAACCAAAAGAAGGAACACAGUACCAAGUACCAACAAGAGCAGCAGGGUACCAAAAUCUAACAACAAUACAAACAAUCAUAACUCAGUCCUGUAUUGUGCUUUGCAACACACAAUUUACCUCUAAAUACUGCAUGUUUACAAAACACUAAAGAACGUUGAACAUUCUCUCGUACUCCCUCGAGAGCCCUUGUUAAAUUUAUAGCAGUAGUCCCUUAGGCAUUUGCAUGUUAAAAUACAGUAGUUGGAAAAUGCACUAACAGCAAUAUACCCAAGAGGUAAAUUACAAGCUGAGGAGAAUAUGUAUACUAGACACCCUUUUCCCCCUAAUAAACAGCAAGUGGUGUACUUACCAUUGCAUUAGCAUUUCCCUCAGCAAUGUGAAGGGUUUUCCAGUCUAUGAAACAAGUUGUUACUAUACUCGUCUUCCUUUAAUGAAUCGUUGGAUGCCAAAUACUGUUAAAUACUAUUACAAUGGUGAUACAGCAUAUAAUAAUGUUUAUAUACCUUUUUAUUUGAAUAAAGAUACUUUAUUAAACAAUAAACGCAAGUUUUAUAUAUAUUAAUACAUUGAUCACAGUACCUGAAAUGUAAAUUUUAAAAAAUGAUCUUUAUUUCAUACACAGUAACAGCAAAUAAUAAUAUUAAGAAAUUUUCAUUAUUCAUUGUUGAAAAAAUGGGAAUUUAUUAGUUUUUUAGAUUAAAAAAAUCUAAUUUUUGUAUGUUCUUGUGCUCCAAAGUUCAAUGGUUUAAUUUCUCAGGAAAUUUUUGGUGUAAAAUAUAUUGAAAAAACAUAUUCUGCUCUGCUUAUUUGUAUAUUAUGACUGACAGUAUAAUUAAUUCCUGUGGUUUGACAAAUUUUUGUACAGAAUUUUUUUGUAUUUAGUAUUUAUAAAUACUUUGAUUCAUAUGUUUAAGGCGAGCAAUUAUUUACUAUGGAGCACUAACUCAUACACCAUACAAAAAUUAUUUCUUAAUUGGGAAUUAUAAUCAAACAAUAUGCAAUAUUAUUUUUUUUUUCCCGGAUCAUAGGUCUCUUUCUAAAGUACACACACAUGUUAAUAAUGGAUUUUUUGACUUGUUGGUUGUCAGUUGUUCUUGUUACAAAAUAUGGUGUGAACAUUUAAAUUUAAUAUACAGUAUAUUUUCAUAGAGAAUUGUUUUACCAAAGUGAUAAUAACUGGAACAGGAUCAGUGAAAUUUGAUGGAUCUUCCACUUGUUCAUUUGUGAUAAAUGUUGCAUCAAACUGGAGGGAAAAUGUCUGAUCUGUUUCAGUGUUAAAAUGAAGAUAAAACAUUUAUAUUCUGAAUUUUAAAAACUAUAUGAAUCAUUAAAGGCAGGUAUAACUCAUACCAAAAAUAUAUCAUAUACUUGUAUAUAUAUAUGCACCGUAUAUAUAUAUAUAUAUACAUAUAUAUAUAUUAAUAAAUAGAUCAUGUA